Amborella trichopoda is the source of this 1884-nucleotide messenger RNA. The record is from RefSeq and is a predicted model, not a curated record. NCBI's taxonomy places the organism in Eukaryota, Viridiplantae, Streptophyta, Magnoliopsida, Amborellales, Amborellaceae.
AUGCCGGCCCCGUCUACCCCCACCCCUGAUCUAAAUGAUGACAACUUCAUAGAGAAGUUUAGGAGGCUGGCUCCUCCGAAUUUCUUUGGGCUUGGGAGUGUAGAGAAAGCUGAUCAAUGGAGAAGAUUGUUAGUACCUGAUCGCGUGUGGCGAGCAACUGACUGGUGCAAGCAUGCGUUCGGAGUUCAACCUGGUUCAGGAUUUCUUUUUGGCCUUAUGAGCUUUUCUUUAUUUAUCGUGGUUUGCUUUGAUUCUGCCCUCUUAACACGGUUAUCCUCACGACCCGCACAAAGGACCUCAUUUCCAUACCAGGACACGACCCGCACAAAGGACCUCAUUUCCAUACCAGGACAGGUAAAGAGUCAUCAGCACAUCCUUGAUCCCUUAACAGAUGAAGAGGCAUGGCUUUUGUUUAGAAAGAAUGCAGUUCAAGAAAGAGAACUCUCUGGAGAUUUUAAAGAGGUGAGAAGACUUAUUGUGAAUAAAUGCAAGGGUCUACCCCUUGCAAUCAUGGCCAUGGCAGUUAUUGUGUCCAGGAAAGCCAUGGAAGUGGGAGAUUGGAUUGAUGUUUUAGACAUAAUCCAUAGGACUACACCUAACAAUACGUCAUUAAAUGGGAUUUUGUCUACGAGUUAUAAUGCAGUGCGCCCUCUCCUCAAAUAUUGUUUCUUGUACUGUGCUUGGUUUCUAGAGGAAUACAAGAUUAAAAAAACCAUGUUGGUUAGAUUAUGGGUUGCUGAAGGAUUUGUAGAAGCACAACGAGGGAAGUUCGAGGAGGCUGCAGAGGAUUGUAUGAAGGAACUUCUUGACAGGAACUUAAUUCAGGUCCAUGUUGUGGUGCGCCAGCUUGCUCUAUCUAUUGCAGAGAAGGAGAAAUUUGAGCAAGUUCUAACAUAUGAAUCUUCCACAUUUGCUGAUAAAACAUUGCACCUCUCAAUCCACGAGAGCAAUAUCAAUGGCGUGCUUCCUAACCACAAGCUGAAAACACGCACUCUUCUAAAUUUUGGUGAGGACAUCUUGCCCUUUACCUUACAAACCAGAAUUUCCAAGUUAAAUUUUGUGAGAGACAAUGUAUCUCAUACCUCACAAUCGGAUUUAUCGAGGUUAAGCUCCCUAAUAGUUUUGGACUUCGACGGGGUUCAAAUUGAAAGGCUGCCUAAGCAGAUCAGAAAAUUAAUUCAUUUGAGAUAUCUAGGGUUAAGAAAUACAGGGAUUCUGAAACUCCCAAAGUAUUUGAAAUACCUUCCUAGACUGGAAACCUUGGAUGUGAGGGGCUCUAAUUUAGAAUCAUUUCCCAAAGAGAUCUCAGUUCUGCAACACUUGACCCACCUGCUUGUAAGUCGGCGAAGAAAUUCUACCGAGCAAGCAAUUAAUGAAGUACCUAAACUCUAUAAAAAACUCAACCAUGAUGAAUACAUGCAGCUGAAUAUCCAUGUGGAGGGUUGGAAAAGCCUUCAAACGCUGAAACGCGCAACUGUUGAGGGAACUGUUGUCAAAGAAUUGUCCAAGUUGAUCAAACUCAAGAAGCUAUGUGUCCAGGUUGUGAGUGAGGGGGAUGGGAUGCAGAUAAUGGAGUCCAUCAAAAACAUGUCUGACCUUGAAACCUUGUCUCUAGUGGAUAAAAAUAGCCAAAUAUCCUUGCAAUCAAUGACUUGCCCGCCAACGGGACUCGGGCAACUAAGUGUGGAUGCAGUUUUAGGCGAGUUACCGAGCUGGUUGUACAGCCAUAGGCAUCUAAAGACUCUGUACUUGGGGUCUUCUGCAUUAGAUGUUGAUCUACUGGUGGCCUUGCAAUCUUUGCCCAAUUUGGCGAGGCUUACACUUUCUAAGGCUUACAGUGGAAAGAGAAUGGGAGUUGGUGGCCUCAAUGGAUUAGAAAACUGA